Trichomonas vaginalis G3 is the source of this 423-nucleotide messenger RNA. RefSeq names its product positive regulation of ATP-dependent microtubule motor activity, plus-end-directed. Gene Ontology annotation, biological process: microtubule-based process. The record is from RefSeq and is a predicted model, not a curated record. The transcript has a single exon. Gene Ontology annotation, molecular function: dynein intermediate chain binding; dynein light intermediate chain binding. Gene Ontology annotation, cellular component: dynein complex. The coding region runs from base 1 to 423 and encodes 140 amino acids. NCBI's taxonomy places the organism in Eukaryota, Parabasalia, Trichomonadida, Trichomonadidae.
AUGACCCUCGGGCAGGCAAGCAUCAUAGAGCAUGAUAUGGAACCCUGGCUUCUCCAGGAGUGCAUAGACUGUGCUCUAUAUGCCCUUCAUAACUUUAAUGAUGAAGAUUCAGUCGCAGAGUUUAUAAAAAAAGAAUUCGAUUUGAAAUAUGAACCAUCGUGGCAUGUUAUUGUAGGACAGUCAUUUGGUGUUCUAGUUGGACACGAAAUUAGAAAAUGCGCAUAUUUUUCAGUCGGAAAUCUAUUUUUCUUAAUAUAUAAAUCUCCAGAACCAGAAGUACCAUAUAUUGAUGGAAAUGCUCCUGAAGACGAGGAGAUGAAUGAAGAAGAAGGUGAUGGUGAAGCAGCUCCAGAAGCAGAAAUUGAAGGAGUAGAACCUGAACCGGCACCAGAAGCAGAACCAGAAUCUGAGGCCGAUGAAUAA